This is a messenger RNA of Melanotaenia boesemani (Boeseman's rainbowfish), 4803 nucleotides long. RefSeq names its product sarcosine dehydrogenase (gene sardh). Gene Ontology annotation, cellular component: mitochondrion. Gene Ontology annotation, molecular function: protein binding; oxidoreductase activity. NCBI's taxonomy places the organism in Eukaryota, Metazoa, Chordata, Actinopteri, Atheriniformes, Melanotaeniidae. The record is from RefSeq and is a predicted model, not a curated record. The transcript is spliced from 22 exons. The coding region runs from base 209 to 2959 and encodes 916 amino acids.
UGAACGCAGGAACUACAGCUGCAGCUCAUACUGUUUGACAGCUGUACCUCCUGGGCCACGCUGGCAGCUCUGUCUCUCUUUGAGGUUUGCAACUAUUCGGCCAUUUGCCCUCCUUCCAGGAUCCUUUCUGUUUAUUUUGUGUCCAUUUCUCCGUUUUAGAACUUAAACAGCGUGGUUUCCAGGAGCUUCCACAGGAAUCCAGCUGGCCAUGGCCUUCCUUGGGAGUGCAGUUGGACGAGUUGUGGCAGUGCUGCGGCCUCCCCUCUCCCCUCUGUGUCGGGCGAGCACUCGGUCCUACAGCUCAGAGCACACCAAGGAAAAGAACGUGCCCUAUAAGAAGACUUUGAAACAGGAGGAUGGAGUCUCAUCUGGACCCACGAAGCCUUUGCCCAGGUCAGCCGAUGUGGUGGUGAUUGGAGGAGGCAGUCUGGGCUGUCAGACUCUUUACCAUCUGGCUAAAAUGGGGAUGACCAAUGCAGUUCUCCUGGAGAGAGACAGACUGACUGCUGGCACCACCUGGCACACUGCAGGCUUGCUGUGGCAGCUCCGUCCCAGUGAUGUUGAGGUAGAGCUCUUGGCCCACACCCGGAACGUCAUCAGCAAAGAUCUGGAGGAAGAGACAGGCCUCCACACUGGUUGGAUCCAGAAUGGAGGACUCUUCAUCGCCUCUAACAAGCAGAGACUGGAUGAGUACAAGCGACUAAUGUCGUUGGGAAAAGUAUAUGGCAUUGAGUCCCAUGUCUUAUCACCAGCGGAGACUAAGGAUCUUUAUCCACUGAUGAAUAUUGAUGAUCUGUAUGGUACGCUGUAUGUCCCAAAAGACGGUACCAUGGACCCUGCAGGCACAUGUACCACCCUGGCCAGAGCCGCCUCCGCCAGGGGAGCAACGGUGAUAGAGAACUGCCCUGUCACUGGUAUUCAAGUGCGAACAGACCACCUCGGGGUGAAGAAGGUGAAGGCAGUGGAGACGGCCCAUGGGACCAUUGAGACACCUUGUGUGGUGAACUGUGCAGGUGUGUGGGCCACCAAGCUGGGGGAAAUGGCAGGAGUCAAGGUUCCCCUUAUUGCAAUGCAUCACGCUUAUGUAGUGACUGAGAGGAUUGAAGGCAUUCAGAACAUGCCAAAUGUCAGGGACCAUGAUGCGUCAGUGUAUCUGCGCCUCCAAGGCGACGCCCUCUCUGUGGGUGGUUAUGAACACAACCCCAUCUUCUGGGAAGAGGUGUCAGAUAGGUUUGCCUUCAGCCUGUUUGACCUGGACUGGGAUGUAUUCAUGCAGCAUAUUGAGGGUGCAAUCAACAGAGUUCCUGUUCUGGAGCAAACUGGCAUCAAGUCAACUGUCUGUGGACCAGAAUCAUUCACAGCAGACCAUAAGCCGCUAAUGGGAGAGGCCCCAGAGGUUCGAGGUUUCUUCUUGGGUUGUGGCUUCAACAGUGCUGGUAUGAUGCUUGGAGGUGGUUGUGGUAAAGAGCUGGCUCACUGGAUCAUACAUGGCCGCCCUGAGAAAGACAUGUAUGGAUAUGACAUAAGGCGUUUUCAUAAUUCGCUGACAGACAACAAACGCUGGAUCAGAGAGAGGAGCCAUGAGUCAUAUGCAAAGAACUACUCUGUGGUGUUUCCCUUUGAUGAGCCGCUGGCCAGCCGAAACAUGAGGAAGGACCCUUUCCACCAGGUGCUGACAGAGCAAGGCUGUGUGUUCCAGGAGAGACAUGGCUGGGAAAGACCCGGCUGGUUCCACACAAGUGGGCCCGCUCCUGUUAAAGACUACGACUAUUAUGGAGCUUAUGACAUCAAGAGGAAUGUAAACUACAAAUACAAUGAACUCAUGGGCAAAGAGUACACCUUUGACUUCCCUCCACAUCAUGGUGUGAUAAAAAGCGAGUGCCUCUCCUGCAGACAUGAUGUAGCUGUGUUUGACAUGUCCUACUUUGGAAAGUUCUAUCUCACUGGACCAGAUGCCAAGAAGGCAGCCGAUUGGCUGUUCACAGCUGAUGUCAACAAGAAGCCAGGCUCCACUGUGUAUACCUGUAUGUUGAAUAAAAGAGGAGGGACAGAGGCUGACCUCACAGUGAGCAGACUGGAGCCCGGUGCUGCCAACCUGCCCCUGGCACCAGAAUCCAAUGCUGAUGCAUACUACCUGGCAAUAGGAGGUGGUGUAGCAGAGCACAACUGGAACCACAUAAAAACAGUUCUUCAUGACCAAGGCUUCCAAUGCCAGCUGACAGACCACUCCGAAGACAUGGGGAUGAUCAGCAUACAGGGACCAAAGAGUCGAGAAGUCUUAGAGAAGGUUUUGGACACAGACCUGAGUAAUGAAGCUUUCCCCUUCUCAAGCCACAAAGUUGUCAGUGCAGCAGGACAUCAGGUGCGAGCAAUGCGUCUGUCGUUUGUGGGAGAGCUCGGCUGGGAGCUGCACAUUCCCAAACAGUCUUGUCUUCCAGUCUACCAGGCUGUCAUGGCUGCUGGUGCAAAGCAUGGCAUUAUUAACUCAGGCUACAGAGCAAUCGACUCACUUAGUAUAGAGAAAGGAUACAGACACUGGCAUGCUGACUUGCGUCCUGAUGACACACCUUUGGAGGCGGGGCUUGCCUUCACCUGCAAACUGAAGAGUUCCAUCCCGUUCCAGGGUCGUGAUAGGCUGGAGAAACAGAAAGAGGAGGGACUGAGAAGGCGCAUUGUCUGCUUCACAAUUGAAGAGAAAGUGCCAAUGUUCGGUCUGGAGGCCAUUUUCCGCAACGGUGUUCCCGUUGGUCAUCUUCGGCGCGCUGACUAUGGCUUUUUUAUUGAUAAAACUAUUGGUUAUGGAUACAUCCGCAACCCCGGUGGUGGAGUGGUGAGUGCUGAUUUCAUUAAAAGUGGCGAGUUCACCCUGGAGAGGAUGGGAGUGACAUACAAGGCCAAGGCCCACCUCAAAUCUCCAUUUGACCCUGAGAAUAAACGCAUCAAAGGCAUCUAUGCCUGAGAAAAUCCACACAUAUAAGAACUGAAAAAAAGCAUCCUGGGUAAAGAACAGUGUGAGAGUUGGUGAGUUUUAUUACUUUUUACAUGUUUUUUUUUUUUUCAAAUCUCUGUCAAAUACAGGUUUCUCAAAUGUUAAUUUAUAUGGAUCAUUUCAUGGGACAGAAGUGGAUGUAAUGACGGCUGUGGUCAUUUUUAAACUAAACCUGUUGAAGGAAUUUAUGUAUUUUCACAAGACAUUUAAACAGGUCUUAUUUAUAAAAAUCAAACUGUUUGUACACCUUGGCAAACUGACUUGAAUCACCUCGUUACUGAAUGAAGAUUUUUUUUUUUAUUUAACCAAAUACUGAAACCGUCUUAAGCCAGUUUUUGACUAAUCUGAACAGUCCUAAUUCAUUUCAGAUCACAGUCAGUCAAAUCUAACUGAUUUUAAUCUGCAAAUAACCCUCAUGAGAUUUUUUUUAAAGCUCAACAGAAAGUCUUACCCUUUAUAACCCUGAGAUUAGGCAUGAGCCUUUGGACAGAAUUCAUAAUCGUGAUCGUGGGGGUGUUUGUGUGACAGAGGGAGAGUGAGUCUGUUUUAAAAUUAAGCAAAAACAGUUGUUUGUUACCAAAGAACUGAUAAAAGGGCUCAGAAAAGCAAUUACAUAUUUGCAUUUGUGUUUUUACUCUAUACUAUAGAUUCCCAUGUAGUAGUACUUUGUACUUUUUUUUUAUCUAACUCAAAGAGAGAACGUAAGUAAUUAUUUAGCUGUGUCAGCACCCAGUGUUUCUACCCUCUUCUUACUGCUAAAAUAUUUUUUCCCAUCUACCACUGGUACACUAUGUUGUGAAAUUUUGACAGACUGGCUGUAGACUUUCCCUGAUUCUUGUUGCCAAGUUUCACGUCUGUACCUUCAGCACUCUAGAGCCAGUGAUUGGUUUAAGUUGGAGGUGUAAUGCAUAUGCAGGAUUUUUAAAAAGAAUUUUGGAUUCUUUGGAUAAAGAAUUGAUGAAGUGUUAUAUGAAUUUGAUUUCUAUGAUUUUGGUUUUAUUUUAAAAGAUAAAUGAAUAAACUGCAGACCACAAUGCUUUUGUGCUGAACAAAAGCUGAUUUGAAAAAAGUUUUUUUUUAAUGGUUUGUUUUUUUUCAUCUGAUAUUUCCCAAACCGUUUGUCCCUCACAGCCAAUCAAAAUCUGAGCCACCGGACUCAAAAUUCUCCAAACAGUAUUCCUGUUUUUCUUUAGCUUGAUUUAAAAAACAACAGGAAGGGAGCAAAAACGAACAAACACCCAUGAUACUCCUCUUUGUUUACACUGACGUACACAAAUACAGUAUAAAGAAUGAGUUAACUUCAUAUAUUAAAUGAACUGCAGUGAAAAACCAGGCUGUAGGAAAGAAACAGGAGAUGUUUGUUCUUUUCUCACUUGUCUUUGUGAUGUCUGUUGCCGCACAUUGAACACAGAAUGUUUAUUAAUAUGAAGAGAUUCAUUUAUUGUGCCCAGAAGCUAUUCAUUGAAAAUGGUGCUUCUCAUGAGUGGCUUAGGUAAUAACUCGACGUAUAUGGAAAAUGUGAAACACACUGAUAAAACACUACAACCCAUUUACUCUGAGGUUUUGUGUAGCUGAUGUGAUUUUCCUUCCUUUCAAUGUGUGAUAUGAAUAUUGUGAAAGUCUUAGUGAAAGAAAAAGCUGGUGAAAAUGAUCCUUUAGUGCAAAUUUUUUAACUAUUAAAUGUCGAUCCUAAGAGGUACAUGUUCUGAUUUGUAAAGAAGAUGAUCAUCAUUAGAGGAAUGUGAUGGUCAGUCAAGUUAGUGUUAAUCUUUGUGUCCAAAACUAUUUGUGUAUUAAUAAAAUUUGAUUUUACU